AUGUUUUGUUCAGAUUACAGUGGAGUAGCUGAAUCCUCUGACUCAGAAGAUGGGAAACCAUGUCAUGUUGAUAAAACCCAACCUUACAAGCAUCCUUCUGCAAGUGCAGCAACCAAAAUGACCAGUACCCACAAUGAUGGCACCACAUCUAAAACACAACCAAAAACAUCCACCUCAUCUGGCCAUGGAACAAGACAUACCCAGAAAAAACCAGUUACUGUCCACGAUAACUGGCUUAUCAUGCCCUAUUUGUCAGAAUGUUUCAACUGUCAACAAACGUAUGAGUCUUUCUGCCAAUUAGCCUUGAAGUUGUUACGGUUGCCGAAAGCACACAUGGUAUUAGCAAUAUGUGCAACUAUAGUGAUAUUUCUUUUGGUAUCAGCAGUAGCUCUGACUUACAAGGUGCUCCUUAUCCAAGCCAAGCUAGAAACUUUACAGCUUUGGUCACCUGCCUUAAAAAAUUUAUAUAGGGAUAAGAUGCAUUCAGAUAUCUACGUAAAACAAAGCCCAGGGCACAGUGCACUGGUUUUUUAG
Acanthosepion pharaonis is the source of this 534-nucleotide messenger RNA. The record is from the annotation of a GenBank genome assembly. Lineage: Eukaryota; Metazoa; Mollusca; Cephalopoda; Sepiida; Sepiidae.